AUGUCACGAGCCAAACUUCGAGGCUCAGUGGAUACUUGCGAUGCACCAUUUGCUUCUCUAAACAGAGGUAUAUUACUUUGUUCUGAUUGUGCAUCAAUUCAUCGUUCACUUGGGACUCAUGUGUCAAUUGUCAAGGCUUUGAGGCAAGGAUGUUGGAACCCUUCAGUUCUUAAUUAUAUCAAUCAAAUCAACGGUCAUGGGGCAAAUUCUGUAUGGGAACAUGUUUUACUUGAUCCAAGCUCAAAACAACAAAAGCGAAAGCCGAGUUCAAAGGAUUCUAUUCCAGUCAAGUCACAAUUCAUUCGUGCGAAGCAUGUCAAUUUGGAAUUCGUUUUGAAACCAACAUUACAAGCUGAUAACUCGACGAGUCUUGAGAAGGAGUUAAGUACACAGCUUCACGCAAGUGUAAGGUCAUCAAAUCUUGAAACAUCUUUGAGAUUGCUGGUUCAGGGAGCAGAUCCAAACUUCAUUCAUGAAGAGAAAGGCUCGACAAUGCCUUUGCAUGUUGCAGCUAAAUUUGGUCAAGCAGCACAGAUUGAACUUCUUCUUGUUUAUGGUGCUGACAUCAAUGCAACUGAUGGAAGUGGAAACACAGCCAUUGAUCAUGCAAAACAGAAUCAAUUUACACAAAUUGCUGAACGUUUAACUGAAGCAAGUUUCGAAGUCACUGAUCGAAUUAUUUAUUUCUUGUGUGGGCGGAAACCAGAUCAUUCAAGUGGACAGCAUUUAAUAAUCCCAGAGCAAAGUCGAGUGGAAAUCAAUGAACAUCUUAAGAUUGCUCGAGGUAAACUUCAGUUGAUUCCUAACAAAAUGUUUGAAGAGCUUGUUAUGGAUCUUUACGAAGAAGUUGAUCGUCGUGAAAUGGAGACAAUCUGGUCAACAUGUUCGCCAAAUCCUGAAGUCGGUGGAGUUCCUUUUCUUCCAACAAAUCCACAUUUGUCAGCUACACGUAAUCAAGGACGUCAAAAGCUUGCAAGAUUUUCUCAUGUGGAGUUUUGUGGUUUACUUAGUGACAUUUUAGUAGACGCACGAAGACGACAAAAUAUUGCAAACUUGCGUCCAUUGGAUCAAGUUUCAACUCCAUUACCACCAAACAUUACGCUUAAUUCAAGCUCCGGUAAUUUGAAUUCUAUUGUGUCUGCAAAACCACCCACCCCAACGAAUGUGCAUCAACAAUCGCCUGUACAUAAUGCAAGCACUUUUAAUCCUUUGGAAGUUGAAACGUUGAAGAAUCAAUUGAAAAAUUCUGAAUUGACGAUAUCUGAACUGAAAACGAUUGUCGAGAAAUUGGCGAUGGAAAAUUCAAUGCUGAAGACUCGAAUUGAUUCACAAAUAAUUCCUCAAGAUGUGCAAUUGAAAAUUCAUGAUGCAUCUGACACAACUGCUACUGAAGUUGAGCCUGUUUUAGAUGUAAGAUCGUCUACUGCAAAUGGUUCUGGUAUGAAUUCAAAGCGACCUGUAUCAAUGUAUGAAGCACGUCAGACACCUCGCGAAGAAAAUCGACCAACAAUUACUCAAAGUUUGUAUUCUGUUGGUUCAUCUUCAUCAAAUUCUUCGAAUUCUAAUCAACCAAUGCCAUUAGUUGAAGAAGUUACAAAACGAACGGAAGUUGUGACUCGUCGAAUUCAAGAACUUUGGCUUGCCAUGCAAGAUCUCACAAAAAAAGAUGCUUUUGUGCCAUGUUCAGAACGCAUUCGUGUGGGGGUUGAAGAACUGAUUGCCAUUUUUCCACCCACUAUGAAUGACGAAGUUCUGAAAUCUGCCUUACGUCAACUUAAUUUGAAUACUGCGAGUGUUCAAACUGAAUGUACGAAUCUUCAACGAGCUCUGAUCAAAGACAAUCCAACAAUUGUUGAAAUUUAUCUACAGCAAGUUCGAAAUUGUGCAUACAAUUUAGCAAAAGCUACAAAAACACUCGUCACGCAGUUUCAACAAUAA
Messenger RNA from Clunio marinus, 1938 nucleotides. NCBI's taxonomy places the organism in Eukaryota, Metazoa, Arthropoda, Insecta, Diptera, Chironomidae. The record is from the annotation of a GenBank genome assembly.